CCUGAGCAAAAAAACAAAAAAAAAGUAAGCGAUGAUCACAGCCCUUGAUUUAUUUGUGUGCGAUCAAGCCAGUAUUUUUUGGCCCGAUCGGAGUGGCUUUUCUGCAGAGCGCGAUCAGUAAAAGUGGUUUCUUUUUAUCUCGAAUUGUGAAUUUCCCUCCAUUUCAAAAUUGACAAGCUUUCAAGUUUUUGUGCUCUCUUUUUUGAAAAUUCAAACUUUAUCUUUUGUACAUUUUCUUAUUUUCAAUUCCGCAUUAUUGCUACAGAAAAUAAUGUUUCGGUCAGUAGCUACUCGUGUCGCACUUUUGCGCAGAACGUCCGGCGCCAGGCCAGCUUUCCAGGCAACAUUGAGUAAAACGGCACCAGCAGUUAUUUUGCGCUCUGCAGCCACAUACUCGAAGAUCCUAGACAAAGUGCUGGGCAUCGAUGUUCGCGAGAAGACCAAAAUGGUACCGACAAAGGAGGUUGACCCGAUGUAUCUUAAGCCUACGAUUCUUCCGCCCACGCAUGGCGUGCAGAUUUGCCGUGUAGCGUUCCGGUCGUUCCAGCUGCACCGCAUGGACUUUUACAUGGACUUUUGUCGCAAAGCGGCCUUCAACAUGGGCAUUCCGUGCACAGGCACAGUGUGCCUGCCACGGGUGAUCCGUCGCUGGACAGUGCUCAAGUCGCCCUUUGUGCACAAGUCCUCCAUGGAGGUCUUUGAGCGCCGCACGCACAAGCGUCUUUUAGUUGUGCGCGACGCCGAUCCCGAGGUUGUCAAGAAGUGGCUGGCGUACAUUAACAAGAAUAUGCCAGCCGGCCUGGGCAUGAAAUACUGGAUGACCGAGCACGAGCCGAUGGAUAUUGGCGCGCAGAUCGAAAAUGCCCUUAAGACGGGCGAUACGCGCCAGAUCGACGCGGGGGCCAUUUCGAACACCAAAUAUGUCGAGAAGCUGGUCGAGCGCGGCCGCAGACGCAUGUGGACGACCUAUAAGGAUCUGCCGGUCUACGGCAGAGCGGAUGUGGAGAAGCUGGCAAUGGACAUUGCGGGCAAGCUCAAGGUCAACCCUAGGGCUAACAUUGAGGAGAUUACUCGCGACGCUGUCAUGGGAUCGAGGCCACCCAGCCCUCCAAAAAAGUCAAAGAAGGCCGCUGAAAAUACUGCUGACGCCGCUGCUCCUGCCCCUACUGCCCCCGAAUCGACGUCUUGAAGCGUCUUUUUCGACGAGUUAAGGCGAGAAUUCCGCUAUUAAUGUUCACCCCCUUCUUAUUUAACUUUUUCGCUCUCUUUGCUGUCGCAGCACCCUUUAUCACCAAAAAAUAUACAAAUGUG
Messenger RNA from Kickxella alabastrina, 1311 nucleotides. RefSeq names its product ribosomal protein S10 domain-containing protein. The coding region runs from base 272 to 1189 and encodes 305 amino acids. Gene Ontology annotation, molecular function: structural constituent of ribosome. The record is from RefSeq and is a predicted model, not a curated record. Gene Ontology annotation, cellular component: small ribosomal subunit; mitochondrion; ribosome. The transcript is spliced from 2 exons. NCBI's taxonomy places the organism in Eukaryota, Fungi, Kickxellomycota, Kickxellomycetes, Kickxellales, Kickxellaceae. Gene Ontology annotation, biological process: translation.